Messenger RNA from Trichobilharzia regenti, 194 nucleotides. The record is from the annotation of a GenBank genome assembly. NCBI's taxonomy places the organism in Eukaryota, Metazoa, Platyhelminthes, Trematoda, Strigeidida, Schistosomatidae.
GUUCAACAUUGUGUAUUCUCUUUAAAUGGUUUCCCAAAUUUGGCAACGAUGAUAUUAUUUUGUCACAAAGUUUAUGAUUGGUUAGCGCUUGAUGAAUCUCACAUAAUUCUACUGCAUGCUGAAGGUGAAGAAGCCAAAGUUCGCCUACUUCUUCUAAUUCUCGCACUGAAUGCAUUCUAUGGAUCUCUUGACAA